ACGUUGGAUCGUAGUUUUGGUAGUUUUCGCUGAAACAUUUUUUUUUUCAAAAAUGUUGGUGAUCAAACCACAUCGUUUAGUAGCUCCAUUGAUAUUAAAAAUCAGAUAUCUAUCACAAGAGCCAUCGGGGCACACUAAUCCACAUCACAAUGUCGACCAACGGGAAGUGGACACUUUGGGUAAAAUGGCCGAAGAAUGGUGGAAUCCAACUGGUCCUUUAAAAGGCCUCCACUCCAUGAAUUCCCUCAGAGUUCCUCUGAUUCGCGAUGGACUGAUCGCUACGAGCCUGGUUCCGCAAGGUCAAAUCAGAUCUCCUCAGGUACUGAAAGGAUUGGACAUUCUGGAAGUGGGUUGCGGAGGUGGCAUUCUAACGGAAGCGCUAGCGAGAAUCCAUGCCAACGUGGUCGGAAUUGAUCCCGGUGAGAAGUUGAUUAAUGUUGCGAGAGAACACGCGGAGCGGGAUCAGAAAAUUUCGCCCAGGAUUCAAUACUUGAUGGAAACCGUUGAGGAACAUGCUCAAAAAAAUGUCGAUCGAUAUGAUGCGGUUGUGGCAUCGGAAGUGCUGGAACAUGUCAACGACAAGGCAGCGUUCUUGGAGCAUUGCGUAAUGGCACUUAAACCGGGAGGUUCGAUUUUCAUUACGACGCUCAAUAAGACGACCGCUUCCUGGCUAGGUGGGGUGGUCGCUGCGGAGUAUGUCCUGAAACUGGUUCCGGAAAACACUCACGACUGGGAGAAAUUUAUUGCACCGUUGGAUUUACAGCGUAUGUUGAAGACGUUCAACUGUACUACCGUUUUGGUGCACGGGAUGUCUUAUGAAUUCUGGAGGAAUAGUUGGUCCUGGUGCAAGAGGAUGGACAUUAACUACGCUGUUCAGGCGGUGAAACUAGUCGAUAACUAAUUGUUUCUUGAUUAAUAAAUGUAGAUGU
Molecule: messenger RNA, 929 nt
Organism: Ochlerotatus camptorhynchus
Lineage: Eukaryota; Metazoa; Arthropoda; Insecta; Diptera; Culicidae
Product: ubiquinone biosynthesis O-methyltransferase, mitochondrial-like
Exons: 2
Coding region: 53-901 (282 amino acids)
Biological process (GO): ubiquinone biosynthetic process
Cellular component (GO): mitochondrion
Molecular function (GO): 2-methoxy-6-polyprenyl-1,4-benzoquinol methyltransferase activity
Source: RefSeq, a predicted model, not a curated record